This is a messenger RNA of Trichosurus vulpecula (common brushtail), 3876 nucleotides long. It is a transcript of the gene IGFBP3, whose product is annotated as insulin like growth factor binding protein 3. Gene Ontology annotation, biological process: regulation of insulin-like growth factor receptor signaling pathway. Lineage: Eukaryota; Metazoa; Chordata; Mammalia; Diprotodontia; Phalangeridae. Gene Ontology annotation, cellular component: extracellular region. The record is from RefSeq and is a predicted model, not a curated record. The transcript has 4 exons. The coding region runs from base 542 to 1390 and encodes 282 amino acids. Gene Ontology annotation, molecular function: insulin-like growth factor I binding; fibronectin binding; insulin-like growth factor II binding.
GAGAACAGAUGGGACGAAAGAGUUACAGGGAGCAGGAGCCUACAAGGAGAAUAAAAUAGGGAACAUUGUUUCCUUAUUUUAUUUUAUUUCCUUUUAAAAUAGCAUCUUUUUUUCAUUUAUCAGCAUUUAGUUUUGUAGCAGAUCUUCUGACUCGAGCUUAUAUAUUUCUUGAGCUUUUUUUUUAAUUCCCCCCUAUUGGGGAGGGAGACGGAGUGGGAAGGAGGUAGUAGUAAAAGGAAUAGGUUUAGUAAGAGGUUUAAAGGGCUGAUUGUAACUUGAGAAGUUGGAAACCAGAAUUGGCUCUUUACUACUGGUCUUAUUGUAUCAGUAUAUAAUAACACGAUUAUUAUAGAGGAAGAGUUGCGGAGGAGUUCCUGCAAAGAGACUCUUGCUCUCUUCCAGGUUUAGGGGUGCAUUGUGUGUCCGUCUAUUUCCCACCCUCCCCCUUGUCCCCCCUCUCUCUUUCUCUCUCUUUCUCUCGCUCCCUCUCUCGUAGCCGCCUCUACAGCGCUGCCUUUAGCCCUCCCCUCGGCUGGUUGCUAUGGUGUCGAAGCUUUACUUGCUCUGGGCAGCGGCAGCAGCUGCACUGGCGCUGCUAAGCCGGCUGGCGGUGGCCGUGGGGCCGGUGGUCCGCUGCGAGCCAUGCGACGCGCGGGCUCUGGAGCAGUGCAAGCCGCUGGUGCCAGACUGCGCUGAGCUGGUGCGAGAGCCAGGCUGCGGAUGCUGCCUGACCUGCGCCCUGCAAGAGGGCAACCCGUGCGGCGUGUACACUGAGCGCUGCGGUGCCGGUCUUAGCUGCCAGCCCCAGCCGGGAGAGCCCAGACCCUUACAGGCGCUCUUAGAUGGCCGGGGCCUCUGUACCAAUGUGACCGCCAGCAAACUGAAGGCGUUCCUGAUGCAAGGACCCCAUGCUACAGGAAAUGCCAGUGAUGAAGAAGAAGACCGGAACACCAGCAGCAUGGAGAACCAGGCCAUCCCCAGUGUUCCCCGGGUACCUGAUUCCAAAUUUCAUCCACACCACACCAAACUAGACAUCAUCAGGAAAGGACAAGCCAAAGACACUCAGCGCUACAAAACGGAGUAUGAAUCACAAAGCACAGACACACAGAACUUCUCUUCUGAAUCCAAACAGGAGACUGAAUAUGGCCCUUGCCGCAGAGAAAUGGAAGACACAUUGAACCACCUGAAGUUUCUGAAUGUCUUGAGCCCAAGAGGGAUUCAUAUUCCAAACUGUGACAAGAAAGGAUUCUAUAAGAAGAAGCAAUGCCGCCCAUCCAAAGGAAGAAAGAGGGGUUUCUGCUGGUGUGUGGAUAAAUACGGACAACCACUCCCUGGAUAUGAUGCCAAAGGGAAAGGAGAUGCCCACUGCUACAACUUGGAGAACAAAUAAGUGCCAGAUGCCAACUCCUAUGGAAUCUCUGUAUGGCCACAGAAUUCACCCAUCAGAGACCUUUGGAGUGGUUGGAAGAAGGCAUGGACCACAUUGGAGUUUCAAGUUCCGCCUUCUCUUAAUGAUAUUUAGGGGAUUUUUUUUAGACUCUAUGGACACUGCAGCUGUGCCCUGCCAUUGCGCCUGCCUUCCUCCUUGCCUUCUCUACAACACUGAGGGAGGUCUGAAUUCCCAUGUAAAUCUGCACUAUUGAUCCCCAGAGACAGAGAAAAAGGCACUUCAGAAAAGAUUCAGGGAGUCUCCACUGACUUUAAAAACAACAACAAAAAACAGCCUGUGACCCAUUUGAUCCCAAAAGAUACUGUGUGUUAUUUUAAAGAAUUUAUAGAGUGUACACUUUUUAAGAUAUAAAAGGAAAAAAAUAAGGAAUUUAAAAUUUUAAGCUUUUCUUUAAACAGGUCUGAUGGGAAAAAAAAAAAGUCUUCACGGGUAAAAUGUUUUAUAAAAAAAAAUCUCAAAGAACUUUUUAAAGAAUCAUGUUUCUAAAAUAAAGACAUGGCUAUUUUUCUCUGUAAAAUAUAUUAUGAAUAUUCUGUUAGUCUGUAUUUAAUAUAAUUUUUUAAAUAAACUUUAUUUAAAUGUAACAUGUGAAUAUGAAAUGUUACACCAUCAUUUUGAAGUAUGCCGUUGAAUCUGUGCAAGUUUAAAAAGAAACAAAAAACCUAUCAUAAUGGCGAUAACCUUCUCCUUCCAAGAUAAGUUUAUCAAGUGGAAGAAAAAAGCUAAUUAAAAUUUGUUUCACUUUUUGAAGAAAAGAAAAAAACCCCAAAUCAUAGAUUUUUGAUCACGAAAUCUAGACAAAUUAUCUUCCACAAUUUCUUUCAUUAAGAUAAUUUUAUCCCACAUCGUACAUCUACCAUAUAAUUUGACUUCAGUAUGCCUUGUGUUUGUAGUACCCAAGGGCAAAAUGGAGCCUUUGGUUGUUUUUUUAAGUUUAUUUCAAUGUAUUUCUUUUUUCUUCUCAUUUUAGUUAAUGUGGAGCUCAAUUGCGCCUUAUUUUGCACAAGUGACUGCCACUGCCAUCUGUAAUGUGCAUGGAUCAGCUGCAGGCCACAGCCUUGAUUUUCAUUUCUUGCCGUGGUGAAUUGAUUUUUAACCAAAGUUUAGAAAGAGGUUCUUGGAAUGCCUGAUUAUUGAAAAUAGGGAGCUGAGUGUAUGUCCACUUUCUAGUAGUUAAUGAAAAGCAAUUUGAUUGUCCUUGUCUCUUCAUAUAAAAGAAAAUGUAAGCAUCAACCAAAUGUCGCCAUAACUCAGCAGCCUAUGGUACACUGCUUAUUCACUGAACUGACUGAUUCUCUGACUUUGCUCAUUUAUUUUUAAACAAUUUUGAAUGGUGUGGGUUGGAUAGAAUCCAUGCUGGUAUUUUCAUGCUUUGUAAAAGGAAAAUGGACUUUAUCAGGAAGAGAAAAAGAAAUUUAACUCUUGUUUUCUUUAAAUACUGACUCACUCUCCUGUAUUGGGUAACAUGAUACCUUCUGUGGCUCUGCCUCUGAAGUAAGGAGAUGGUUUCAUGUAAGUGAAUAAGCCAAAUUUUUUUCAUGUUUUUAAAUAGCAUGAACUGCUUUGUGAAGUAUUGAGGAAAUGUGCUAGAAUUUUAUCUGGAAAGGAGGAGAGUGAUACUUUGAGAAGUAAGUUGUAGACCCUUUGUAGCAGCUAAAAAACAGGCAAUGCAGACUUAUUAUCAUUAUUAUUAUAAUUUCUUUGCCUUGCUUUAGAAUUCUGAUAGACUUAACGACAGUUCAGAACUCUAAGAAUUUCUAUGGUGCUCCCAGGUCAGAUGACUCAGAAAGAGUAAAGAGAGGCUCUGGCCUACAUAAGAAACGAUAAUCUUAUCCUUCUGCUGUCUACAUAGUAAUACUCUUCUUGUUGGGAAUAUGUUCUCUAAAAACCAAUAACAUUUUUAAAAUUGUCAUUUUUCCCUUUUAAAACAAUGUAAAAAUAGCAAAACAAAAGAUAAGCAAUCAGUGGAGACUCAUCAGUGACACAGUGUUUAGCAGCACAUAGAGAAUCAUCUGUAUUUUUAAAGUUUGAAAUAGUUUUCUUUUUUAUAAUAUACAAAUAUAUGCAGAGAAGAAACAUUUAUAAUGAAUUUUCAGCAUAUUAUAUACCAUAUAGUCAAAAUAAGUGUAAUAGAAACAUAUGCUAGAUGACACUAGAUAAUGUGCUAGAAAUACUAGAUAAUAUAAAUAUAUAGACAAUUGAUUAAAGGAUUCUAUAUAUUAAGCAACAGACCUGCUCUAUUUUUAGAGGCCAAUCUCAUUUCCAUUAGAAUACUGACAGCUUGAAUCAAAUGGUUUCUGAUUGACUGAAGCAAUUGGAGUCAUCAAUACCUUACAUUGAUUUGAUUCCCAAAUAUGUGUAGUGUACUACCAUUUCACCUCAAAUGGAUUUCUCUUGAGAGGAAAUAAAUUCGUGAUUAACCAGCA